AUGGUCUCCCAUUGCCACGGACUCACCUUUCUCUGCUUUCUGCUCGGAUUUCAGCAAUCGCUUUCUGCAGUCUUCAUAAAACAGGAGGAGGCCAACAGCAUUUUGCACAGGCAAAAGCGAACCAACCAUUUCUGGGAAGAGUUGAAGGUGGGGUCCCUGGAGCGAGAGUGCAUGGAGGAAAAGUGCUCAUUUGAGGAAGCCAGGGAGAUCUUCAGUACCCCUGAGAGGACCAAGCAGUUCUGGAUUACUUACACCGAUGGAAACCAAUGCGAUUCAAAUCCAUGCCAGAAUGGAGGCACCUGUAUGGACCAGUUGCAGUCUUACAUUUGCUUCUGCCUUGAAGAGUUUGAGGGUCGCAAUUGUGAAAUAGACAAAAACAGCCAGCUGAUCUGCCUGAAUGAAAACGGGGGCUGUGAACAAUACUGCAGCGAUAAUAUAGGGACCAAGCGCUCCUGCCGAUGUCACAAGGGCUACACGCUGAGGACCGACGGAGUGUCCUGUAUGCCCACAGUUGAGUAUCCAUGUGGAAAAAUACCUGUUCUAGAAAAAAGAAAUAACAGCACUCCCCAAGGCCGAAUUGUGGGUGGCAAGUUGUGUCCCAAAGGGCAGUGUCCAUGGCAGGCUGUGCUGCUGGUGAAUGAAGAACUGCUGUGUGGAGGGACGCUGCUUGACGACAUCUGGGUGGUCAGCGCUGCCCACUGUUUUGACAAACUGAACCCAAGAAAACUGAAGACUGUAACAGUGGUAUUAGGCGAGCACGACCUGGAUGUAAAGGAUGGGCAUGAACAAGAGCGGAAAAUUGCUCAAGUCAUGAUCCCUGACAAGUACAUCAAAGGCAAGACCGACCAUGACAUUGCCCUGCUUCGCCUGACCACACCAGUGAACUUCACCGACUACGUGGUGCCUAUCUGUUUGCCUGACAAAACCUUCUCUGAGCAGACAUUGGCCUACAUCCGGUUCUCCACAGUGAGUGGCUGGGGUCAGCUUCUUCACAGGGGCUCCACAUCCCUGGAGCUCAUGGUCAUAGACGUGCCCAGGCUGAUGACCCAGGACUGCAACGAGCAAACAGUAAAGUCAUCCAACACCCCAGUUUUGACUGAGAACAUGUUCUGUGCCGGCUAUCUGGAUGGAACCAAAGAUGCUUGCAAGGGUGACAGUGGAGGCCCACACACUACCAAGUACCAGAAUACAUGGUACCUGACAGGAAUUGUCAGCUGGGGCGAGGGUUGUGCAUCCGUAGGCAACAUUGGUGUGUACACCAGGGUCUCCCAGUACAUUGAAUGGCUGAUCAGGCUCAUGAACUCAGAUUUGACCCCAGGUAACAUCAUACGAUUCCCUCUUCUCUAG
Elephantulus edwardii (Cape elephant shrew) is the source of this 1347-nucleotide messenger RNA. RefSeq names its product coagulation factor VII (serum prothrombin conversion accelerator) (gene F7). Gene Ontology annotation, cellular component: extracellular region. The transcript has 8 exons. Gene Ontology annotation, biological process: proteolysis; blood coagulation. NCBI's taxonomy places the organism in Eukaryota, Metazoa, Chordata, Mammalia, Macroscelidea, Macroscelididae. Gene Ontology annotation, molecular function: calcium ion binding; serine-type endopeptidase activity. Bases 1 to 1347 code for a protein of 448 amino acids. The record is from RefSeq and is a predicted model, not a curated record.